AUGGAGAUCGAUGGUAAUACUCUGAUAUUUAUUAUCAUUGUUCUUUUCCUGUUUUUCUCGAGCCCCGGUGGCGAUGGAGUUUCUUCACAGUACGAGUUCAAUCAGUUACAGGAAUUAAGAACUCAGUGGAAUGUCGAGUAUAAAUCUUUUCAAGGUAUGAACUAUAAUGAAAACUUUCAAAAUAUCACGGGCCUAAAACUAGCAUAUCAGGAUAUUAUAGACGACGAGAGCGUGAAUGCCACGUACCCUCUUCCCUCAAAGGAUUAUUCACAUUGGUCUCAAGAUCAGAAAUACGCCAUUCUGCCUGAUGAGGUGAUAUCCCAAGUUAAAAAUAAUGUAUGGACUCAAGAAAAUGCUGAUAAACCAGAUCUUUUCCCGCCAAAUAUCACAGGAACUUUACGUGGUCAUAUUGAGUUGGUAUCAAAUGAUAAGUACUCCAAACUGCCAAUGCCAAUACAAAGAUUCUACGACCCGCCGUCAGAAUUCUCCGAUGUUAGUCCACAUCUUGGAGAUCGAUAUCUGGGGGAUGAAUGGCCACCUUUUAGCGAAUUGCAUAAUGUUACUUUUGAUAAUGGUGAACUCAGUGUUCAGGUGUCGCACGUGGAUAGGGUUUACGAUCGACUAAAGGGCAACCAACAGACGUAUUUUAACUCUCAAACGGAUAGGUGGAAAUUUUUAAAUUUGAGGCUGGAUUUCUCAGAUAAGACAGAACAUGAAAAGCAUUCCCUUUUGACUGAUGCGGUUUAUGAUGUGCAACAUGGGCGGAUUCUAGCUAUGACUCAAAGUGCCAAAUUUCAUUCUCUUUUUGCAUUCCCCCAUUAUAUGAAUCUGGAAAAUGCCAUCGAAAGUGAGGAUACAUUUAAUUCAUUGAAAAAGUUGAUAAACGAAUACUGGAAUGCCUCGAAUUUCGUUGAUACUUUAACUAUGAACGACCUUCAGGACUGGUAUGAUAGUGCUGUUUACAAAUGUGAAUACGUCGCGUUCAUUCAACUAGAGCCUUGGAAUGAAUAUACGCCAGACCAACUGAAAAUGAUUGACGACGAGCUAAAUUGGCCUCUCGGGAGACCCGCAAAUCUCUCCUCAGUACCUCUAAUCAACUUGCAAUCUGGUCUACUAUAUUCACCAGAUUGUGGUAUCCAGCUGAAAUUUAAUAAUAUCAAGGGCAAGAGAUACGAGAUACAGAUGAGAUCGAUAAGAGCUCAUCUUUUAUUUGGAAUCGGUCUUUUUGUCACCCAAAUUUAUCUACUUUUAUGCCAGAUGCACCAUACUAAUACCCCCUCUAGUGUAAGCAAACUUUCAUUCUACUCUCUUUCCAUGAUCAAUUUGGUAGAUGGUUCGUUGGCUACGCUUUAUUUCAUCGCGGCAAGUAUAUUACCAGAACUCUAUCUGCCAUUAGUGAUAAGUUCUUUUGCUUGCUUUAUUCUGGCAUCUAUAUUUGAGACCCGGUACCUUAUAUUGGUCUAUGCAUCGCAAUUCAAUGAGCGUAACGUCGGUUUAUUGACACUUUUAAGACGCAGUAACAAUGAUAAUAAUGACGGAACAAAUACCGAAGCAGCAAACACCGUGAUACCUGAUGAAGCGUCCAUUAGCGGGACACUAUAUGGUAGGUUUUUCUUCAUGCUUAUCUCAUUUACGUUGCUUACGUUGAGCUCGACUUCCUGGCCGCGCAAGAUAAGAAUGAUCUUUGAGUAUGUGACUAUAUUCGUGCUUAAUUCCUACUGGCUACCGCAGAUCUUUAGAAAUGCGAUUAAGGGAACUCUUCCUAGGAGGAGUAGACUAAGAAGUGAAGCACUCGGUAUACAGAGACAGAAUAAAAUGCCGCUACUAUGGAAAUUUAUUAUCGGUACCACAAUCAUCCGGACACUUCCAGUAGUGUAUGUCUUCACUUACUCUUCUAACGUCUUCAGACAUCAUAAGGAUGUUAGAUUUGUUGUUGUCUUGUGUCUGUAUCUGCUGUUUCAGAUUGCUGUCCUUUACUCUCAGGAUAUACUGGGCUCCCGUUGGUUCUUACCAAAGCUUGCAAUCCCAGAAGGCUACUCAUACCAUAAGCCCAUGUCCGCUCAAGAACUCAUGGAACAUGGAAGUUCUGUUGACCACACAGUGGAUUGUGCUAUUUGUAUGUCUGAAGUGCCAGUUUAUGUCGAGGAUGUGCCUGAGACGCACAAGGUCGACCUACAGACCUAUAUGACGACGCCUUGUGGCCAUGUCUUCCAUACACAGUGUCUCGAGAAUUGGAUGAGUUACAAGCUACAGUGUCCCGUCUGCAGAUCUCCACUACCGCCAUUAUAA
Torulaspora delbrueckii is the source of this 2289-nucleotide messenger RNA. RefSeq names its product ubiquitin-protein ligase TUL1 (gene TUL1). Bases 1 to 2289 code for a protein of 762 amino acids. The transcript has a single exon. NCBI's taxonomy places the organism in Eukaryota, Fungi, Ascomycota, Saccharomycetes, Saccharomycetales, Saccharomycetaceae. The record is from RefSeq and is a predicted model, not a curated record. Gene Ontology annotation, molecular function: zinc ion binding.